This is a messenger RNA of Blastomyces dermatitidis ER-3, 3999 nucleotides long. RefSeq names its product exonuclease. The coding region runs from base 249 to 2432 and encodes 727 amino acids. The transcript has a single exon. Lineage: Eukaryota; Fungi; Ascomycota; Eurotiomycetes; Onygenales; Ajellomycetaceae. Gene Ontology annotation, molecular function: exonuclease activity; nucleic acid binding. The record is from RefSeq and is a predicted model, not a curated record. Gene Ontology annotation, cellular component: nucleus.
GAGGUGAUUAUUUUAAUGCAUUGUAUAUGCGAACUUUCGAGAAACAAGCUGAGUGUUUCUCGGCUAUAUGCAACAUGCUCUGGUAAUCAUCUCAUGGCCACUCCUGUGUUCUUUCAUUGUAUUGAAUAAAGGUACUACUUAAACCCUUUCUCCAUAAAACCUUUCACCCGCUACACAUCAGUUCGUGCGAUUUGUACAACUGCUGCUUGGCGGUUACUAUCUGGCUUCUGUUCUAGCCAGCGGGAUCUAUGACUUCUGAUAAAAAGCGUAAACGCUCGCAGUCAUUUGUGCGAGGCGCGAAUGUCAGCCCCAGCAGCACAUCCCCUACUCCCCAAAACAGCACUGGAUUUGGCAUAGCAGAGACUCUUUCGAUGCUCCGGAACGACAGUAACAAUACCUCCCAAACGCCUGAAGCGGCGGCACCAAUGAAGAAGCGAAAGAGAGCAGGGAAUGAAAAAACGAAGUACCCAACCCUAACCUAUAUUGAAGGUCGAUUGCAAUCUUCCAUCAGAAUUGCAGAUUUGCAGGGACUACUCCUUUAUUGCUUCGGUGAUGGCAUUGCGCCGCAAUGGAUUUCAAUGAAGCAUUCUGGUCAUGUCAGGAAAGUGGUCAUCCUAAUGGUUCCUGGUCUGGAGAUUGGCAUGUUUGACGGUACUGUUCCAUUGGUACCUGACAAGCGCCAUGAGUCUGCAUCGGAUAUGAAUGAUGCCGACGAUUCUACGACUCAGCAUACUGAAAGCGAGUGGACCGAAGUCCAGCGUAGCGAGAAAAUCACGGGUGAAUUUGACCGAUGGAAAAAUGGCCUUCCAACUGCACCGAGCACAGCUCAAUUCAACCCAAAAUCGCUUGCGGCGGACCAGCUACCGGACCCCCUCAAACCGUUAGCUGAGAUUUUUCCACAUGUUUGGCCUGUUAAAUCUCCGGGAGACACGAAAUAUAAUAAGGUGCACUCACCGCUGCAAGCAAUUCUAUUGUCCGCUCUGCCAAAGUCUAAAGAGACAAAUGAAUCUAAAGGCCCGAAACCUCCUCGUGGCGCAGACAACUGGCCAUCGAAACGAACGCCUAUUACAACCUUUAUUAGUUCACUGAAUGAUUUGAUGGAUAACGAAUAUGUGUUACAUCCGGCAUUAUUCGAUAAACCCGAAGAUGCCUCUGCUAACGCGAAUUUACGAGCCUCUUUGGGACAGGGUCCCGAUGAUGGCUGGGUGGACACCAAAGUUGACAGGUAUUCAGAUGGUACAGUGUCAGAGAAUGACAUUCAACAAGGUAGUAUAACAUCAGGGCGAGAGAUACUGUCCCUAGACUGUGAAAUGUGCAUCACUGAAGGAGGAUCUUCGCAACUCACGCGGGUUAGCCUUGUCUCCUGGGAUGGUGAAGUGGUGCUGGACGAAUUGGUCAAGCCGGAGAAGCCUAUUAUCGAUUACCUGACACGUUUUUCCGGGAUAACGAAAGAAAUGUUGGAUCCUGUAACAACCCGUUUGCCUGAUGUCCAACAGAGGUUGCUGUCUUUAGUGGGCCCUCAUACUAUACUAAUCGGCCACUCUCUCAAUUCCGAUCUCUCCGCCCUCAAGUUAACUCACCCGUUCAUCAUCGACACCUCAAUCAUCUAUCCCCACCCUCGUGGAUCCCCCUUGAAAUCAAGCUUAAAAUGGCUAUCGCAGAAAUACCUCGGGAAGGAAAUUCAGAAAGGCCAGGCCGGACAUGAUUCCAUUGAAGACGCACGAGCCGUACUCGAACUUGUGAAGCAAAAGUGCGAAAAGGGUGAACAGUGGGGAACAGGCGAUGCUUCUAACGAAAGCAUAUUCCGCCGACUUUCACGAGCCAGUGUCCCAGGGAGGGCCGCUAGUGGUGCGACAAAAGAGGGUCGAACAGGAGCUGUUGUUGACUGGGGCAAUCCGGAACGAGGAUUUGGAUCUCAGGCGACAGUUACAUUGGGUUGCAGAAACGAUGACGAAGUGGUUGAUGCUGUGAACCGCGCUAUCAAUGGGGAUGAGGACGGUCGCGUGGUGCCGGGCGGUGGUGUAGACUUCACGUGGGCGCGCCUACGUGAACUGGAAGUCUUCCGCGGCUGGUGCAACCGCAUUCCUGACCCGUCCAAUGUAAACCAGUCUACUGCAAUCCCAGUCACAAGUGCGGAAAGUGAUAAUUCCGAAUCCGAGCGCCUCGCCUCUGCAGUCGCGAAAACAGUCUCGUGUAUCCAACGAAUCUUUGAUUCCUUACCACCAUGUACGCUGUUCAUGGUGUACUCGGGCACAGGCGACCCACGGGAGGUUUCCCGUCUCCAGGAGCUACAUAAGACCUACAUGCAGGAAUUUCGCAGCCAGAAGCCGUGGCAUGAACUCAACGUGAAAUGGACAGAUACUGAGGAGCAAGCGCUGAAGAAGGCUUGCCAGAGGGCGAGGGAAGGAUGUGGGUUCAUGACUGUAAAGUAAUCUGGCAAUUUUGUUUGCUGUCUUUUUUCAAGACCUUCGUGUGUUAUCCCGCUUUAAUAUCCUACUUUAAAUAACAUCUGGAAUUCGCUUUUCCAUGUGCAUGUACAUAUACUCCGUAUGUAUAGUCGAUUUCAAGGCUGGUGUGGGUAGGCAACUAUUCAUGAUGCAGCGUAUAAACUACACUAAUAGGCUUCGGGGGGUUGGUAGAUUUGGCUACCCUAAAAUUAUUUGACUAGUGGGUAUGACAAUUGAAGAACCAUCAACUUUCUACCUUGACUAAGCUGUUUAAUGUCUGUUACUGGAUAUAGACUUGUCAAAUGCAUAUUUACUGACAGGGAAACAAAACUGAAGGCCCAAAAUCGAUCAGCGUUGGCUCCUCACCCCACCUCUUCCUCACUUCAACCUGCGGCCAUUUCCAAUGCUUCUUCUCUCUGCAUGGCUAAUUUUGCGAGAGAAUCGCGGGCUGCGAUUUGCGAUUUACGUCUUCCACGAGUCGGGUGGUGAAGGCUUGUGGAUUUUGCUGUUGUCUGUGUAGAUUCUUCUUGCUCGUUGGCAAUCGGGCGAGAAUCCUUCUGAUCAAGCGGUGGGUUAUCACUGUCGGUUUGAGAGUUGGGGAUCGUUUGCUCAUGGGUCUGAAUGUUUGGUGCAGGAGAGGACGGGCUUUCUUGUAGUUCACCACCCUGUAACUGUGCUACCGGUUCCUCCCCUGUGUGGACCUGAUUGGGCUCAGUGCUGGAGGAAUGCUGAGUAUUUUCAUUAUCUGGAGGGGCAAGGGAAGAGCGUCUUGAGAGUCGCGCACUGGCUCUUCUUGCUCUGUUCACAGGUUGAGGAUUGUCCAGGGUUCGGGACUCUACGGCUUGUCCGUUAAUGGCCUCCGUAGGACCAGGCGGCUUUGUUGUGACCUGGGUAUUAGUAUCGGAUUCUUUUAAAGGUAUUUUUUUCGUCGAAGCCUUUGCGGAUAAAGACCCUCUUCGCGGUCGUCCAGGAGGUUUCUUUCUGGUAGCAUUCUCUUGACUUGGUUUGGCAGGGUCGACUUGGAAAGCUUGGUUUCGCUCGUGCGCUUGACGUUUGUUUGGGCUUGUGCGGGAAUCCUUUGCAUUGCUCUCUCUACAAUUGACGUUACUAGAUAAUGCUCGAUAUUUUGGACCCUGCCACGGUUCAGCAAGUUCAUCAGUGUCAGAAUUCGAGCCUCCAUGAUGGGUUAUAUUUGAAACGAGGCAGAUCGGCUGCGAGUUGUUAUAAGGAGGUUGAGACGCCGUGUUCGCCGUCGAAUUCCGUCCUUUUGAAUUCCGUUGACCGCGCCCAGCAUCAAACAGAGAAAUUUCUUCUGGGAACGGGCGUUUCCCGUUGGAAUUCAAGUUUAAGGGGUGAUCUCUUUGAUUCAAGACUAGAGCCCCGCCAUCUAUAUUCGGAGACGCGACAAAAGGACGGUUAUUAAGACCAGAGGUUGGCUCAACCCGAGUUAACAACAUAUUUUCUAACUGGCUGCAUUUAAACCUUAGAGAAUGAUUUUCUUGUUUAAGCGCUUCUAUUUCAAUCCCUUUCGCUCUAACUUCCCGCAACGCCG